Aspergillus welwitschiae is the source of this 2376-nucleotide messenger RNA. RefSeq lists its product as uncharacterized. Gene Ontology annotation, cellular component: nucleus. The transcript is spliced from 3 exons. Gene Ontology annotation, molecular function: DNA-binding transcription activator activity, RNA polymerase II-specific; RNA polymerase II cis-regulatory region sequence-specific DNA binding; zinc ion binding. Gene Ontology annotation, biological process: DNA-templated transcription; regulation of transcription by RNA polymerase II. The record is from RefSeq and is a predicted model, not a curated record. NCBI's taxonomy places the organism in Eukaryota, Fungi, Ascomycota, Eurotiomycetes, Eurotiales, Aspergillaceae. Bases 1 to 2376 code for a protein of 791 amino acids.
AUGGCCGAUACCGAACCUCGCAAACGUCGCCGGCCCGCCAAAUCGUGUGAGCAAUGCCGCCAACGCAAGGUUCGCUGUGACCGUAAUGUGCCCUGUGGACCUUGCACACGAGCUCGCUCCUCUCUGGGCUGCUCUUAUCGCCGGGAUAGUCGUUUUUCGACACCCGCUGAUCACCAAGCGUCUCCCAUUAUCUCGCAUGAGCCGCAGCGCAAUGCACGGAGCUACCCGCUGCCAUCUAGGAUGCCAGAGGGCUCAACGGGAUCCCUGGGCGAGACACUGCACAUCGAACCUCGAUGUGGUAGCAAAGAAUGCGUCUCAUCGCAGCUUGGAUCAACGAUCCGUGAUCUCCAGCUCCGUCUACAGCGUCUGGAGGAACGACUAACCGACACGGACAUAGUACGGCCACCGGCUCCGGAACCUGAUAUCCAACAGGCACUUCGAGAGCUGUGCGACAAGGUCCAGAGCCUAGAACAGCGGCUACUAUUAUGCACGGAUUCACCUCAAGCACCGAAAGGAGAACUAUCCAUUGCUGCAACGCCUCCUCGACUGCACACCAGUUCGAGGAAGAUGAAGCUGUUCGGUCCGACUCAUUACAUGCACACGAUGGAUAAGCUCCAACUCGUAGGCUCACUGGAAACCAGGGGGCCCCAGCCAUUAUGCCCCGAGCUCAAGGCAGAGCUGACUGCUCAAACCAAAGAGCUCCGUCUUCUCCGUGGAUCAGUCAAGGCAGCACAGAGUCCCCGGCUAAAUGACCCUGUGCCAGACUUGCUCUCUACCAUCCCAACCAGAUCCGUAUGCGAUGAGCUGGUGCAAUGCUACCUGCGGACGUUCGAAGGCGUCUAUCGCAUCGUGCACAUACCAUCCUUCAAUAAGGAAUAUCAGCAGUUCUGGGACCAACCUCUAGCAGCUCCUACUCCAUUCCUCAUGAAUCUGGCGUUGAUCCUCGCUAUAGGCACGACCUUCCACCCACAGCGAGGCAAAGCUGGCAAAGAAUACGAUACCCAACUCAUCCAGACCUGGAUCUACGCCGCCCAGUGGUGGCUCACAGGACCAACCGAAAAGGACACCUUCAAUUUGGACGGACUCCAGAUCUUCUGCCUACUCCUCCUCGCCCGCCAAAUGGGAUCCCCAGGCCCAUCUCUAUACCUCUCAGCCGGCUCCCUCCUGCAGACAGCCACAGCCAUGGGCCUGCACCGAGACUCGGCCUACUUCCCAUCUCUCCCACCAUUCCAAUCCGAAAUGCGAGCUCGUCUCUGGGCCACCGUUCUCGAACUGACCCUUCAGUCCUCGCUCGACUCCGCCUCCCCUAUCACGAUCCCAUACUUCGACACCAAGCCCCCAUCCAACUUCAACGACACCGACAUCAACCCAGACAUCAAGCCACUCCCCAACCCUCACCCCAGCACCACCCACACAGACACAUCCCUCCAACUCCUCCUCAACGCCUCGUUCUCCCUACGCGCCGAAACCAUCCACCUCAUCCACAGCCCCGACAGAAUUCCUUACCAAAAGGCCCUCGACCUCGCCACCAAACUACGAACAACCUGCCACACCAUCACCACCUUCUUCCAAUCCAACACCACCACCACCACAUCCCCAUUCCACAAAUCCCACCUCCUCACAACUCUAAACCGCUACAUCCUCCACUUGCACCUCCCCUUCGCCCACGCCGCCUCAACCACCCCACAAUACCACUAUUCCCGCAAACUAUGCCUCGAAUCCGCCCUCACAAUCGCCUCUUUCGCCCCAUCCUCCUCUACUUCAAUCCCAAUACCCCUCGACGACUUCCCCCUCCUAACCCUCACAGCCCGCGGCCCCCUCCGCGGCCCCCUAAACCUCGACAUAAUCUGCACGCUGGCCCUAGAACUCAUCACCCAGAUAGAGGAGGCCCCAGCAGUCCCAAAUACUACUACAGCACCUAAUCCUCUAACCCUCCUAUCAUCCACAAUACGAGCCCCCAUCCUCCAAACGCUCGAGAAUCUUGCCCUGCAGAGCGCACACGUCCUCAGGAUGCAUGGUAAGUCGCCGGCGCUGAAACGGUAUAUUAUUUCUGAGGCGCUGGUGGCGCAGAUUAGGGCUUUAGAGGAUGGUGGUGGUUGUGGGGAUGUGCAGGGUGUGGUGUAUGAGGCUGUGAGGGGGUGUUUGCGGGAAGGGGUGGGGAUGUUGAAAGGGAUGGAGAGGGAGGGUAGAAAUGGAGAUGGAGAUGUUGGUUCGUUGGGGAUGGGGAUGAUGGUCACGCCGGAUAGUGCUGGUGGUGCUGUUGGGGGGUCGGAUGAGAUGGGGUUGGGGAUUGGGAUUGGAAUGGAUGAUCUUGAGGGGUGGGAUUUGGCGAGUUUUUUGUAUGCGCCUGGGUUUGUGGAUCUGGGAGGUUGGUAG